Molecule: messenger RNA, 3027 nt
Organism: Gadus chalcogrammus (walleye pollock)
Lineage: Eukaryota; Metazoa; Chordata; Actinopteri; Gadiformes; Gadidae
Product: NXPE family member 3-like
Exons: 6
Coding region: 988-2751 (587 amino acids)
Source: RefSeq, a predicted model, not a curated record
UUUUCAAACUGUGGGGCGCGCCCCCCCUGGGGGGCGCCAGAGUUCUUCAGGGGGGGCGCGACGUGAGAAAAAAAGAAACCCGAAGAAAAACCUGAUAGUCGAUGAUUCAAAUCAUCAAUCGUACUUCAACUGUAGAAGUAACCUAACUAAAUCAAUUUUCAACCGUUUAUCUUCGUGCAAACCAUUUAACAAAUCUACACACUUGUAUCUUCAAUAAUAUUGAAACAGAAUUUCGAUAUCAUUUAAAAUGUCUUCAGAACCACCGUUUUAGUUUCAUACCGCUUCGUUUUCAGCUGUUUUCAUUGAAGACGUCUGCCCAUUCUGAUACACCUACUUCUAGACAUCGUAACUCAUUCAUUUUUCAACCGUUUACCAUCGUUCAAACCAUUGAACAAAUCUAAACACUUGUAGCUUCAAUACUAUCCAAACGGAAUUUUGAUAGCAUUUAUACUUUUUUCAGAAUCACAGGUUUCAAACCGGCAUCGUUUUCAGUUGCUUAUAACAAUUUAGGUCACCAUAGCAACGCCGGUAAACAAACCCCGCCGAAUAGUCGAAUCACUGGACUGAAAAAGCAGAUCUGAUUCGACUCUGAAAAAUCAGAGUCGGGGACCCUGAAUGAAUCUGUGUAAACUGCCAGUUUACAUAAAUGUUAACAUAGAAUGUAAGGUUAAUUUCUACCACAUAUCCCCCCUUUGAGGCUUGCCCAAGCCUCAAUAAAAGAAAACGCUUGUUAGUUAACCAUAACAACAGAGCGUCUAUGUCUGUGCGCACGCACACUCUAUCUCUCGCUGGAGCUCCCCAAUCUCUCUUCAAUGAUUAAUUUGAUUCGUUGGACUGAAGAGACGCUUUACCUGCAGCAGAGCUUCCAGACGGGACAGGAACAGAUCAAACAACCGCAUUAAUUUGUGGUAACAAAACCAUCUAGCAGCACUUCAUGUUUAUUUGGACACAUAAACAGGCUCUGACCCUACAACCAUCACAACCACCAUGUUGACCGAUAAACACGAAACGGCAGCUAACCCUGGGCAACCGAAGGGGGACCCCGUGAGUCGACUUCUGUCCAGGCGUGCCCUCAUCUUCUUUCUCCUCGCACUCUCCGGUCUCAUCUUCCUGUUGCGCAACAUUCUCAGUCUGGAGAACCUGAGCUACCACACAGCGUCUAUGCUUUUUCAGCCCCAGAACAGCAGCCACCCUGCCCUAGCCCAGAAGGGACCCCUCCCUCCGUACAAGAACCACACCAUCUGCAGCCACCUGGAGCCCACCCCCGACGAAGCCCUGGAGGACCGCGCCCUCCUCGACGCCAUCGUCUGGCCCAAGCCCCCCGCCCCCACGUCCCUCAACCAGACCAGUGACCCCGUCCACAGCCUGUUCGCCAUUCUGCCCUCCAAGGGCGGGAGGGAGCGGCGUGUGGGGGACCAGCUUGAGGCCCUGGUCCAGAUGCAGGACUUCCAGGGCCGUCCCAAGCACUACGGGGGGGACUUCCUGGUGGCACGGCUGCACUCCCCGAAGCUGGGGGCAGGAGUGGCGGGCACGGUGGUGGACCACCUCAACGGCUCCUACUCGGCACUGUUCCCCCUGCUGUGGGAGGGUCCGGCCCAGGUGACGAUCACCAUGGUGCACUCCAGCGAGGCGGUGGCCGUGCUGCAGCGGCUCCGGGAGCAGCGGUCCGACCGCUUCUUCUUCCGGAGUCUGUUUCGCUCGGGCAAGCUGUCUGAGAACACCGUGUGCAACAUGUGCCUGCCGCACAAUCGGCCGCAGGAGCCGCUGUGCAACUACACAGACCUCCACACCGGAGAGCCCUGGUACUGCUUGAAGCCCAAGCGGCUGAGCUGUGACACCAGGAUCAACCAUUUCAAGGGAGGCUACAAGAAGGACAUCGUCACCAACAAAGAAGCGCUGCUCUUUCAGAGCCGUGUAAACAUCAAAGUUGCCAUCCAUGCGUCAGGACCUGAUCGGAUAGAUGUACUUCCAAAGACGAUAGAUGACCCAGAGUUACGAAACCGCAGCACCGAACCAGGGCCGGUCAAGUACAAUCCUUCUGGGUAUUACUACAAAGGCUCCUGGAGGUUAUUCGAUGGAACACCUGUUCGCCAGUUUGACGCCAAAUCGAUCACCCAGUGCCUGACUGGCAAGGUGAUGAAUAUGUACGGAGACUCCACGAUGAGGCAGUGGUUUGAGUACCUCAGAGCGUUUGUACCAGAAUUCAACCUGCGCAGCACAUCGACGGCAGGGCCCUUCAUGGCGGUGGACUGUCAACACAACAUCCUGUUGAAUUACCGCUGUCACAACGUACCCAUCGGCUUCCCCACCAUCAUUGCCAGCGAGCUCCGCUACGUGGCCAACGAGCUGGACCGCUUGCCUGGAGGCCCCAACACCGUGGUGGCCCUCAGCCUCUGGGCCCACUUCAGCCCCUACCCCGUGGAGGUAUACAUACGCCGCAUGCGGCACAUCCGCCGGGCGCUGGAACGGCUCCUGGUCCGGGGCCCCGGCACCCUGGUGAUCAUCCGCUCACCUAACUUAAGGGCCCUGGACAAGGAGUACAGCCUGAACCACAGCGACUGGUUCUCGCUGCAGCUCGGCAAGGUUCUCAGGAACAUGUUCAUGGGCCUGGCUGUUGUGUUUGUGGACGCCUGGGAGAUGACCUUAGCCCAUCAUAGCCCCCACAAUAUCCAUCCGCCCCCGGACAUCAUCAAGAACACGAUCAGUCUCAUCCUGACUCAGGUGUGUCCUGCAAAGAACACAGCUAGCUAGUGGAAGAAAGGGAGAAAAGUUGGAAGAGGUGUGCCGUCCAAGUGCUUGGAACAUCGUUGGUCUAUCAUGAUUCUCUUGCCAUGAACAAGUUACUCUUGUUACUCUUACUUUUUACAAAGGGGUAUUUUUUUUUUAUACGAGGAGCUUUGCAUAAAGAGGCCUUUAUGUAUAGCCCCUGGUACUGGAUUCCAAUAGACUUGAUUUUGGAGCAGGUAGGCCUGCCUCUACCAAUCAGCUCAUCCCCCUUAUCAGUUCCCAUCAAAGGGAGGCCUUGCC